Molecule: messenger RNA, 523 nt
Organism: Wasmannia auropunctata (little fire ant)
Lineage: Eukaryota; Metazoa; Arthropoda; Insecta; Hymenoptera; Formicidae
Product: cystathionine beta-synthase-like
Exons: 2
Coding region: 9-491 (160 amino acids)
Source: RefSeq, a predicted model, not a curated record
GAAACUAUAUGACCAAGUUUGUGUCAGAUCAAUGGAUGGUGGCUAGAGACUUUUUGCCAUGCGAAUCUUCGACAGAAGCGAACAAAUGGUGGUGGAACAUACCGGUGUCGAAAUUACCAUUGAAAAAGCCCAUAUUGUUAAAGGGGAUGUCGUGCCAAGAUCUCGUGGAUUUCUUGAAAUCCGCAAAUCACAUUCAGCAAUUGUUAGUAACUGACGAGAAGGAAAUACGCGUGAAGGGCGUUGUCACAUUGGACGUGCUCUUUUCUAAUUUAAUCUCCGGUUCGGUGAAGCGAACUGAUAUCGCUGAGAAAGUCAUGAUCAAGCAGUUUACGAAAGUUACAGCCUCGACUACACUCGGUAAACUGUCGCGUAUCCUCGAGAAAGAACCUUACGCCGUGGUUGUAAACGACGAUGAUGCCUUAGUCGGACUUGUAAAUCAAAGCGAAAUUUUUAAUUUUAUCACUAAGGAUGAUGAUUGCAACGUGAAAUAAUGAAACUGUACAAAAUGUCCGUCCGCAUUGUA